GUCAUCUGGUCACAGCGGCUGAUCACUGACAUCCUGGACCACUCAUGAUCUUCACACAUGAUCGUUAAUUCAUUUACAGUCUUGGACAAAAUUCUGGAAAACAAAAAAUCCGCAUGCAUUUUUUAUUUCCCACACAGAAGUUCCUUUGUGCGGCUGGAAAGAGCGAGCGCUUUGCUUGAUGGGAUACAAAAGGCACAAGUUUACGCCUGUCAGCUGGAUUUAAACAGCCAUUGAGCAACACAGUGGCUGAAUGAGAGAAGCUCCAGUUAUGGACAAAUCAACUCAAUGGUGACUUUGACCUUAAACAAUUUUCGGGAUUUGUUGGAAACGCUUUUACAGUCAAAUCAAAUCAAAAAAGAUAUGGACUCUAUUGCGAACACCAUGCAGAACAAGGCUGAGGAGCUGGAGCGCAUGGCUGAAGUCCUCAUUACAGGCGAGCAGUUGAGACUGCGGCUUCAUGAGGGCAAAGUCAUCAAAGACCGGAGACAUCAUCUCCGUACCUACCCCAACUGCUUUGUGGCUAAGGAGCUUAUUGAUUGGUUGAUUGAACACAAGGAGGCCACAGACAGAGAUAUGGCCAUCAAAAUCAUGCAGAAGUUGUUGGACCAGAGCAUCAUCCAUCAUGUUUGUGAUGAGCACAAGGAGUUCAAAGACAUGAAGCUGUUUUACCGCUUCAGGAAAGAUGAUGGAACGUUUCCUCUGGACAGCGAGGCUAAAGUUUUCAUGAGAGGCCAAAGGAUAUAUGAGAAAUUGAUGAAUGUAGAGAACAGCCUAAUUAAGACACGUGAGGAGGACAGCAUUCCCUAUGAGCGGACACUGGUGGCUUCUGAGUUUAUUGACUGGCUCUUGCAGGAGGGGGAAAUGGCCACCAGAGAGGAGGCAGAGCAACUUGGGCGGAGAUUGCUGGAGCAUGGAAUUAUUCAACAUGUCACCAACAAGCACUACUUUUCGGACGGUGACCUCCUGUUUCAGUUCCGGACGAAUUUCAGACGGCGGCGACGACUAAUGGAGCUGCUGAACGAGCGAACUCGUGUGAUUCCAGAGAGCCAUGACAGCCCGUUCUGCCUGCGCAAACAGAACAUGGAGGGCAGCACCAACAGCUUCCUCUCUGUGAGCCCCACUAAAGAGAUUAAGGUGCUGUCUGCAGUGAGGCGCAGCAGUAUGAGCAGUAGCUGUGGCAGCAGUGGGUAUUACAGCAGCAGUCCCACUCUGAGUAGCAGUCCGCCUGUGCUUUGCAACCCCAAAUCUGUGCUGAAAAGACAAGUAAGCCCAGAGGAGCUGCAGUCUCCAGGAGGCCUCUUCAUAAAGAAGACAUUCACAAUCAUAGGUGAUGCGGUGGGAUGGGGUUUUGUGGUCAGAGGAAAUAAACCCUGCCACAUCCAGGCUGUUGACCCCAGUGGCCCUGCUGCAGCAGCAGGGAUGAAGGUGUGUCAGUUUGUGGUGUCAGUCAACGGGCUGAAUGUGUUGAAUCUGGACUACAGGACCGUCAGUAACCUCAUCCUCACAGGACCCAGGACUGUGGUCAUGGAGGUCAUGGAAGAGUGUCAGUGAAAACCUGUUGGUGGAAUCUUCAGCAGAAUGUUCUAGAGAAAGACAGAGAUCCAGUCAUCGGAUUUCACAUCACUGGUUUUAUCGCUAUUACACCUAAAUUUGAGUUCGGUGACACUGCUUCCUAUUUGUGCAUCAUAUCAUCUCCAAGGGACUCAUUAUGAGGCCAUGAUGACAAAGGGAAAAAGGGAAGUGUGUCAAGUCAUGCCAUUGUAACAAACGGUGUACAUAUUGGAGACAUUGUUCUGCAUAGACUUAAGAUAUGCUUCUUGAAUACAGGAAUCCAUUCCUAAACAUUUUCUGUGACCAAUAGCUUUGUUUGGGCUUGAGUGAGGUUUAUGUGUAGCUGAGCAAGGCUAACAAUAACCCACUGUAGUGUUGCAGUGCAGUCGAAUAUGGCUAACAAUGUGUCAUUUCCACACAUUUUCAGGGCUAGUGUCAAUAUUUUGAGACACCCGAAAGUUUUUUAUUAGGAUCUAAAAGGGAAAAGCUUUACCUCGGCAGUGUCUGAAAUAUGUUUUUUUUUUCAUCCGUAAAAUUUAAUGAACAAAAAUGUUGACAUUCAAAAGAAGAGCACUUAUAUCUGUCUGUAUUUUUGUAGGUAAUUAUACUGUAGGACGCGUGUAAAAACAUCAUCAUGUAACCAGUAUUUACACUGCAAACAUUGUUUUUUACACUGCAUUGAAAAAUAUCUUGAAAAUAAUAAAUUGACCUCUUAUUACAAGAUUACAAUUAACCAAAUAUAAGAUUUCAAGCUUUAAAUUUUCUUAUUUUAUUAGCAGAUAAUUUUGCUUCUUUCUAGAAAUAAAUGCUACAAAUGAGCAAAAAGUAUCUGCUGAUAGAACAAGACUUUUACUUUUUUCAGAGAUAUUUUCAAGAUAUUUCCACUUUCUAGGAUGACAAUUUUAACAGUGUAUUAAAAGUGAAAGUGUCUGAUAGGCAACUGGAAGGCUUUUUAAAGCUUUUUUUCAUAAUGUGAAACAUAAAGUAGCAAUAGUGGAAAAUCUUUUAAUAUUAACUUUCCUGUAUUUAUUUCAUUUAUUAAGUCACACAUGUUAAACCUAGCUGUAAUACUCCAAGUAAUUUAAUUAUAACUGUUAAAUAUAAUGGUAUUGACUAAAAAUAAGUCCAAAGAAAUGAGCAGAAAUAUAAAUUACUCCAUGCACCUAAAUAUUGACAUUUUACAGAAGUGUAGAUGUGAAAACUGAAGGUUGCUACUAACUAUUAACAUGUUGGUUUAUUUGUUCAACACACCUUAUAUAUAUGUAUGUGUGUGUAUAACACACAUAACUUUAUGUAUAUGUAUAACUAUAACUGUAUAAAUGUAUAACUUUAACAGCAGCCAAAUCAUGUUU
Molecule: messenger RNA, 2903 nt
Organism: Tachysurus vachellii
Lineage: Eukaryota; Metazoa; Chordata; Actinopteri; Siluriformes; Bagridae
Gene: deptor
Product: DEP domain containing MTOR-interacting protein
Exons: 11
Coding region: 286-1551 (421 amino acids)
Biological process (GO): negative regulation of TOR signaling; intracellular signal transduction
Molecular function (GO): protein binding
Source: RefSeq, a predicted model, not a curated record